Molecule: messenger RNA, 3099 nt
Organism: Xenopus tropicalis (tropical clawed frog)
Lineage: Eukaryota; Metazoa; Chordata; Amphibia; Anura; Pipidae
Product: oocyte zinc finger protein XlCOF7.1
Exons: 5
Coding region: 1-2769 (922 amino acids)
Biological process (GO): positive regulation of transcription by RNA polymerase II
Cellular component (GO): nucleus
Source: RefSeq, a predicted model, not a curated record
AUGGGAAUGUGGGAGGAAGCGAGUGACCCAGUGAUGGGGAAGAAGGAUAAAAAUGAGGAGCGGAAGGAGAGAAUCCUGAAUCUCACACUGGAGAUUAUCUAUCUGCUGACUGGAGAGGGCUACGUCAUCCCUAAGAAGAAGAGCCCAACUGUGGGUUUGGGGGCCCUGCAUGCCCCUGGCUCCGUCAUACAGAAGGAAAAUGACAAGAAGAUCCUGGAACUCAUCUCCAACAUCAUCCAGCUGCUGACUGGAGAGGUUGCCAUAAGGUGUGAGGAUGUUUCCAUCUAUUUUUCCUUGGAGGAGUGGGAGUAUAUAAAAGGAAACAAGGCCCUUUACAGGGAAGGGAUAAAGGAGGAGGAGGAGGAGCCCCAGCAGCUCCGCCCACUGGACGGUGAAUAUGAAGAUAAGAGAGAGAUUCCAGCUGAUCUGGGAAGAACAUUAUGUUAUAAUAAUGAGCCAAGGAAGAUUGGGGCUGAAGGGGCAGAUUUUGGUGCUGACAGAAAUCCCACAAACCCUGAAAUGUCUCCAGCGGAACAGCCCCCACCAGCCAAUGGGAUUAAAGAGGAGGCGGCUUCAUGGGAAGGGGGGAACCAAUCAGAUUGUAGCAUUAAUCCCCUUACAGAACAGAUACAGGGAACAGACACGCCUACUCCUAUCAUGGGGCGGAGCCUGAAUAACAGCUCAGCAACUAACUAUGUGUUGUUUUUCAUUAAAGAGGAACCAGCCUUGUCUGAGAAAGAACACAAUCAUGCAGAUCAGGUACAAGGAACAGAUACGUCGGCUCUCAUGGGGUGGAGCCAGGAUAACAACAGUUCUAAAAGAAUCAAAGAGGAAGUGGCAUCAUGGGAAGGGGGAAACCAAUCAAACUGCAGCAUUAAUCCCCUUGCAGAACAGAUACAGGGAACAAAUAUGACAGCUCCUAUCAUGGAAAGCAGCCUGAAUAACAGCCUCUUGAAAAUUAUGAAUAACAUAAAUGAUGAAAAUGCUAAAACGUCAGCACAGGAAUCUCAAGAAACAAAACAAAUCCUUUAUAAGAAAUAUCGCUGCAAUCAGUGCGAUAAACAUUUUCUUCAAAAAAGAGACCUUGAUAGACAUCAAAACACCCAUACAGAAGAGAAACACUUUUCUCAUCACAAAUCUCUAUAUAAUCAUCUUGCAGGUAGGAAACAGUUUCCUUGUACGGAGUGUGGAAAAUGUUUUGCCAGAUCAUCAGAACUUACUGUCCAUCGAAGAACCCACACAGGGGAGAAACCCUAUUCUUGUUCUGAGUGUGGGAAGUGUUUUAUCAGAUCAUCAGAACUUACUGUCCAUCGAAGAACCCACACAGGGGAGAAACCAUAUUCUUGUUCCGAGUGUGGGAAAUGUUUUGUCAGAUCAUCAGAACUUACCGUCCAUCGAAGAAGCCACACAGGGGAGAAACCUUAUUGUUGUUCCGAGUGUGGGAAAUGUUUUGUCAGAUCAUCAGAACUUACUGUCCAUCGACGAACCCACACAGGGGAGAAACCUUAUUGUUGUUCUGAGUGUGGAAAAUGUUUUGCCAGAUCAUCAGAACAUACUCUCCAUCGACGAACCCACACAGGGGAGAAACCAUUUUCUUGUUCUGAGUGUGGGAAAUGUUUUGCCAGAUCAUCAGAAUUUACUGUCCAUCGACGAACCCACACUGGAAAGAAACCUUUUUCUUGUUCUGAAUGUGGGAAAUGUUUUAUUAGUUCGUCAGAACUUACUGUCCAUCGACGAACCCACACAGGGGAGAAACCAUUUUCUUGUUCUGAAUGUGGGAAAUGUUUUACCAGCUCAUCAGAUCUUACUGUCCAUAGACGAACCCAUGCGGAAGAGAAACCUUUUUCUUGUUCUGAAUGUGGGAAAUGCUUUAAACACCAUUCGGAUCUAAAGAGACACCACAGAACCCACACAGGGGAGAAACUGUUUUCCUGUUCUGAAUGUGGGAAAUGUUUUACCAGCUCAUCAGAUCUUACUGCCCAUGGACAAACCCAUGUGGAAGAGAAACUUUUUUGUUGUUCUGAAUGUGGGAAAUGCUUUAAACAACAUUCGGAUCUAAAGAGACACCACAGAACUCACACAGGGGAAAAACCUUUUUCCUGUUCUGAAUGUGGGAAAUGUUUUGCCACUUCAUCAGAACUUACUCUUCAUCGACGAACCCACACAGGGGAGAAACCAUUUUCUUGUUCUGAAUGUGGGAAAUGUUAUAUUAGUUCGUCAGAACUUACUGUCCAUCGACAAACCCACACAAGGGAGAAACCUUUUUCUUGUUCUGAAUGUGGGAAAUGUUUUACCAGCUCAUCGGAUCUUACUGUCCAUAGACGAACCCAUGCGGAAGAGAAACCUUUUUCUUGUUCUGAAUGUGGGAAAUGCUUUAAACACCAUUCGGAUCUAAAGAGACACCACAGAACCCACACAGGGGAGAAACUGUUUUCCUGUUCUGAAUGUGGGAAAUGUUUUACCAGCUCAUCAGAUCUUACUGCCCAUGGACAAACCCAUGCGGAAGAGAAACUUUUUUGUUGUUCUGAAUGUGGGAAAUGCUUUAUACAACAUUCGGAUCUAAAGAGACACCACAGAACUCACACAGGGGAAAAACCUUUUUCCUGUUCUGAAUGUGGGAAAUGUUUUGCAAAUCGAUUUCACCUCACUGAUCAUCACAGAAUUCACACAGGAGAGAAACCAUUUUCUUGUUCUGAAUGUGGAAAAUGUUUUGCUCGUAUGGCUAAUCUAAAGAAGCAUUUUCGGAGGCACGCAGAAGGAAAACCAUAAGUUUGUUCUCAGUGGGUGAAAUGUUUUCUAAAUCAGGCAUCAGGCAAGCAUUUCAGUAUAUUUACAGAGAAAAGGAACAGCUUCAUGUACAAUAGAAUGUAUCCAUAGGACAAUCCUUAAACCAAUCCCGUCCAGCCGAAGGCUAUAGGGCCUGAUGGACACAGGUGAAUGCUAGACAGGUGCCCCAUAAUGCUCUUCCCACGGCACUGGCUCCCCAUUGGGAACUGAGGGACCUCAUUUCAUCCUCAGUGGGAAUAAUAAUUUGUCAGUGUAAUCAAUGUGUUUCAGUAAAGUCAGUGACAAAUUAAAAAUUAAUACUAUAUUUAAAAA